Molecule: messenger RNA, 1355 nt
Organism: Thalassophryne amazonica
Lineage: Eukaryota; Metazoa; Chordata; Actinopteri; Batrachoidiformes; Batrachoididae
Gene: ppp1r11
Product: protein phosphatase 1, regulatory (inhibitor) subunit 11
Exons: 3
Coding region: 227-601 (124 amino acids)
Cellular component (GO): nucleus
Molecular function (GO): protein serine/threonine phosphatase inhibitor activity; protein phosphatase 1 binding
Source: RefSeq, a predicted model, not a curated record
CAACAGCUUUAAAGUGCACCGCAAGCGCCCCAAACCGGAACGGUGUUCAGGGAUCGGAUCGGAUUCCGGAUCAGCCGAGGCCGAAGGAGCUAUCACAGAAAUGAAACAGAGCGACAGUGGCGCUGGAAUCCUAAAGUGAAUCGAGCUGUUUUCGGUCUGAAAUCGAACCCCCGUGCUGGUGCUAAGAUUAGCGUUAGCAUUAGCAUUAGCAUUAGCAGUUCCAGGGAUGGCGGAGGUUCCCGGGACAUCAAGCGAGACCAUAACGGAGACGGUUCAGACCAGCACGCCGCCGCCGCCCCAACAGGAUGGACGGACUCUGACAAUCAAACUGAGAAAGAGAAAGACUGACAAGAAGGUAGAGUGGUCCAGUGACACAGUGGAUAAUGAGCAUCUGGGACGGAGGUCAUCAAAGUGCUGCUGUAUUUAUGAGAAGCCCCGGCAGUUCGGCGAGUCCUCCUCUGAAAGCGAGGGAGACGACGACGAUGAUGAAGGCUGUGGAAGUGCACACUGUAUCAUGGGCCACGGCAGGAGAGGCCACGGACAGAGGGGAGGAGCAGGGACAGCCGGGCCUCCAAACUCUAGAGGGUCUCAUGCACACUGAUGAGCACGGUGGCCUGAUCUUUGGGGUCUGACAGAUUUGUCACUAUGACAACCACAAUACAAUUCAUAACUGCACAUUUUCUCCUUGUUUAGCCUCAUCAGUGAGCAGGACUUGCGCUGCGUCACCAUAUCAGAAUUACCUAGCUGCUCCAUCAGGAUUAUAAUCUCUGCACUGAAGUUUGGAUUAUUUAGCUUCAUUCACAACCCCGGCCCAUGUCCAGUAAUGUGCCAACUACUCAGCUUUGAUGGAGAGAAAAUAUAAGUCUAGUCUGCUAUUGAAGUUUGUGUUAUGGGAAUUCCUCAUAUUUAAGGUCAUGCAGCGCUGACAAGUGGAAUUUACUCAGCAGUAAUUAAAGGCUCUUUUGUUCAAUCCUCUACAGUUGCACACAUCUAAACAACAAAAUCUGAAUUAGAAUUAGUGAGACUCCAGAACUGUUUCUAAACUCUGCUGACAGGGUGAAUAUCAUCCUUUCAAAAGACACAGCGAGCCACGCAAAAUGUCCCACCACCAUCUUCCAGGGUCCAAGUGUCCAGCAAGCCCUCGUGGACUGAAGACCUCAAACUAUUAGCCGAUUAAGAAAAAAUGAAUCGGUCAGUGUUCUGAUCAUUAGCGCUGAGAUGAUUAACCCAAAUAACAAAAGUAAUAAUGAUGAUUACAGCCAGUCGCACACUGUGGAACCCUUUAGUUCCAUAGGCAGAUUGGCGACGCCCUGAUACAUACGAGGUGCAGUCAAAAAGUAUCCUACCUUUGGCUG